AUGCUUCUGCGACUCCCGCCCACGCUUCAUUACCCCAUCACCGUCAAAUCGCUGCUCAAGCGCCCAGGCGAUUCGGUCGAGCGGGGUGAUCAUUUGUUCUGGUAUGUCUACAGGACGACUGUGAUCGAGGGCGAUGGCUUGGGCAAUGAUAUCGAGGUCCAGAAGGAGUUUCCCAUCAAAUUCGAGUCGAGCGUUGAUGGUACAGUAGUGGAGUGGAAGAUAUCCAAGGGAGACAUUAUCGAUGAACCGGUAAACGUUGUGGAGAUUGACGAGCCAUGUGCUCACGAGGUUCAAUUUGGAGGCAUGUGUGCGGAGUGCGGGAAAGAUAUGACAGCUGCGAAUUACAAUACCGAUGUCAUGGACGCAAUGCGAGCGCCGAUUCAGAUGGUCCACGACAAUACCGCGCUUACAGUCAGUCAAAGGGAAGCUACGCGAGUGGAAGAAGACGCAAAGCGCCGGCUGUUGGCGUCGAAACGUUUGUCAUUAGUAGUGGACUUGGACCAGACCAUCAUCCACGCGACGGUGGACCCGACAGUUGGGGAGUGGAAGGAGGAUAAGAAUAAUCCGAACCAUGACGCUGUCAAGGAUGUGCGCGCAUUUCAGCUUACUGAUGAUGGGCCUGGCAUGCGCGGAUGCUGGUAUUACAUUAAACUUCGGCCUGGGCUAGAAAGUUUCCUGCAGAACAUAUCCGAACUCUAUGAGCUACAUAUCUACACCAUGGGUACGAGAGCAUAUGCGCAACAUAUCGCGAACAUUAUUGAUCCCGAUCGAAAACUCUUCGGUGAUCGCAUUCUUAGCCGUGACGAAAGCGGCAGUCUUACCGCAAAAAAUCUACAGCGUCUGUUUCCUGUUGACACAAAAAUGGUGGUGAUAAUUGACGACCGUGGUGAUGUCUGGAAGUGGAACCCGAACCUGAUCAAAGUAUCGCCAUACGAUUUCUUCGUAGGCAUUGGCGAUAUCAAUUCGAGCUUUUUGCCAAAGAAGCAGGAGUUGGCGCCAGGGAAAACAAAGGGUGAAAAGCCAGCUGUAACUGCUCCUAGUGGACAUCAUGUCAAUGGAAUUACCCAAGCGAAAGAAGCUGGAAUGGAAGUCUCGGCGCUGGAACAACUUCUCACGAUGGGCGGAGGUGAUAAUCCGACCAUGCUUCAAGAGCAAGCCACGCAACAGGAAGAGACAAUCAUGCAUCAAGUGGAAGACAGACCGUUGCUACAGAAGCAAAAGGAACUCGAUGCGGAAGAUGAUGCCUCAGAGUCACAAGCAGGCGCCGAUAGCGAGACUUCCACAUCAAGUAUGGAAGAUUCCCAGGAUACUACACGGCAGAGGCAUCACUUGCUGGAAGAUCACGAUCAAGAAUUGUUUCAUUUACAAGACCGGCUAGAAAAAGUGCAUUCGGAAUUCUUCGACGAGUAUGAACGGCGUCGAAGGAGGAACCUUGAGAAAGGACGGAUUUCUACUCUUCGAGGCGAGAAGACGAUCCGGGAUCGGGAUAUUGACCUGGAAUUACUACCUGAUGUCAAAGUUGUCAUGCCACAGAUCAAGGCCAAGGUUCUCGGAGGCGUUGUUCUCGUGUUUUCUGGUGUGCUACCUCUAGGAACCGAUUUACAGAAUGCGGACAUAUCCCUCUGGGCUAAAAGCUUCGGAGCUGUUAUCUCAUCGAGAAUUGGGUCCAAAACCACACAUUUGGUGGCAGGACGGAAUCGGACAGCUAAAGUAAGGGAGGCAACGAGGUAUCCUCGAAUCAAGAUUGUCACGACACAAUGGCUUUUGGACAGCUUGACAAACUGGAAACACAUGAAUGAGGAACCGUAUCUGAUUCCGGUUCAUCCGGAAGAUCGCGGCGAGCCUAUAUUGGGUAGUUCGCCCGGUUCUAAGAUCGAGAGUUCCUGGCUUUCUUCUUCGGACGAUGAUACGGGCGUGUCGUUUACAGAUGACGAGGAUGUCAAUGAAGAAAUCAUCAGAUCGUCCGGAAUGACCGAGCAUUCGCCGGUUGGAUACACCGCCGCGGAGCAAGCAGCGGUGCACGACGAGCUCAAGGAGUUUCUAGGAAGUGAUGAUGAUGAUGAUGAUGAUGAUGAUGAUGACAGCGACGACGAAGAAGAUGAGGAUUAUGUCGAUGACGGAGAGGAAGAUGAGGAUGCGGAUAACGAUAGUGAAGAAGAAGAAGAGCCAGCCGCUCUAGCAAGCCCGGAAUCUCGCAAACGUAAACGCGAAGGGGACGAGGAAACCGAAGGUGACGGCGAAGACGAAGGAUCGGGUACUUCGCAUCUUGCCCAGCGCCUCAAGAGAUCUGCAGGCGAUGAUGGUGAAGACACGUCGAAACAAGACAGUAUCACUACCACCGCAGCCAGAGAUGAAGACGACGGCAGUUACAAUCAGAGCAGCUACACAGAGAAUGCAGAUUACGACGAAGAUGAACUAGAGAGGGAGAUGCUCGAAGCGUUUGAGAACGGAGAUUACGAUGACAAUGCCGAAGAUGCAAUUGGAGAAGAUAACGGUUGA
Talaromyces marneffei is the source of this 2499-nucleotide messenger RNA. RefSeq lists its product as uncharacterized. The coding region runs from base 1 to 2499 and encodes 832 amino acids. Gene Ontology annotation, molecular function: RNA polymerase II CTD heptapeptide repeat phosphatase activity. The record is from RefSeq and is a predicted model, not a curated record. The transcript has 4 exons. Gene Ontology annotation, cellular component: nucleus. NCBI's taxonomy places the organism in Eukaryota, Fungi, Ascomycota, Eurotiomycetes, Eurotiales, Trichocomaceae.